CGUUUUCCCCAAUUGAUGAAGCAACAAUCGGAAGAGCUGGCGGGGGAAACUAGGAAUGAACACGAGGUAGCCUGGCGCGGCCACUGGUAGAUAGAUAGAUCGAACAUCUCUCUGUCUCUUUCAAUUCCCAAAGCUUCUCUGUUCUUUUGCUAUCUUCUUCUCGUCCUUUUUCUCACCUGCAACUAACAAACAAGCAGCCGAUAAGAGUCAUUAUAUAUAGCACCACCCCCACCAUUCGUCAAAGCUGAAAAAGUGAAACCAUCGUGGAAUUUACACACUCACUUCCUUCUUACUGCAGCUACCCAGUGCUCCGAAUCCGAUAACCCAAAGAUUCCCCAAGCUUCGGGAAAUUGUCCGCCAUGGCUGCCCUGCCGCAGGAUCACCGGCAGCCCCUGAUCGCCGGCGAGGAGCCGGACGAGCGGGAAGAGACGGCAUACGAUUCCUCCGAGAAAAUCCACAUAGUCGGGGUUGAUUCCGACUCCGACGCGUCCGAUUUCGCACGGCCCUUCUCCUGGAGGAAGCUCUGGCUCUUCACUGGGCCUGGGUUCCUGAUGUCCAUCGCGUUUCUUGAUCCGGGGAAUUUGGAAGGCGAUCUUCAGUCCGGUGCGAUUGCUGGGUACUCCUUGCUCUGGCUGCUUAUGUGGGCGACCGCGGUUGGGCUGCUCAUUCAGAUGCUCUCGGCUCGGCUCGGCGUGGCAACCGGCAGGCAUUUGGCCGAGCUCUGCCGGACGGAGUACCCGACUUGGGCUCGGAUGCUGCUCUGGAUUAUGGCUGAGUUGGCUCUCAUAGGAGCUGAUAUUCAGGAGGUUAUUGGGAGUGCUAUUGCGAUUAAGAUUCUGAGUAAUGGGUAUUUGCCCUUGUGGGCUGGCGUUGUCAUCACCGCUCUCGAUUGUUUCGUGUUCCUGUUUCUCGAGAACUAUGGUGUGAGGAAAUUGGAAGCGUUCUUCGCAUUUCUGAUCGCUGUAAUGGCAAUUUCUUUUGCUUGGAUGUUUGGUGACACGAAACCGAAUGGAACUGAACUUCUUUUGGGUAUCUUGAUUCCUAAGCUCAGCUCAAAAACCAUAAAACAAGCCGUUGGAGUUGUGGGUUGCAUCAUCAUGCCCCACAACGUGUUCUUGCAUUCUGCUCUAGUACAAUCCAGGGAUGUUGAUCGAACCAAGAAGGGUCGUGUCGACGAAGCUCUUCGAUACUAUGGAAUCGAGUCAGCUGUUGCACUAGCUGUAUCGUUUUUCAUCAAUUUAUGUGUCACUGCUGUUUUUGCAAAGGCGUUCUAUGGCACUGAAGUAGCCAAUAGCAUUGGCCUUGUAAAUGCAGGGCAGCUUCUUCAAGAGAAAUAUGGGGGUGGCGUCCUCCCAAUUCUGUACAUAUGGGGUAUUGGAUUGUUGGCCGCAGGCCAGAGUAGCACAAUCACUGGCACUUAUGCCGGCCAGUUUAUAAUGGGAGGUUUCCUGAACUUGAGAUUGAAGAAAUGGGUUAGGGCAAUGAUCACUCGGAGCUGCGCCAUCAUCCCAACUAUAAUUGUUGCACUUAUCUUUGAUUCCUCUGAAGACUCCCUGGAUAAAUUGAAUGAGUGGCUGAAUGUGCUUCAGUCAGUUCAGAUUCCUUUUGCACUUAUACCUCUUUUAUGUUUGGUCUCCAAGGAACAGAUCAUGGGCACUUUUCGGAUCGGUCCCUUUCUUAAGACAAUUUCAUGGGUUGUGGCUGUACUGGUGAUGCUGAUCAAUGGCUACCUAUUGUUGGACUUCUUCAAGAAUGUGGUAGAUGGAGUGAUAGUUGCAAUACUGGUUUGCGCAUUCACAGUUGGAUAUGUAUCAUUCAUACUCUACCUUGUGUCCCGAAACUUUACGUUUGCGCCAUGGAGCCGGCAGUCCAAGCACAUAGACCUGAAUUGAGUGAAAAAGAAGGCCACCUAUUGCCAGAUAUGUAAGGCAUGAAUCAUGUUGUAUUCUACUAACCACAUAAAUGCAAAGGUCAGCUGCCUGCUGCCUCCCGGGCUUCAUACAGUUAUGAUCUUCAAAGUCUCUUCAUGUGCAUAAGCUUCUCUGGGUAGCAUUUAAUUUAGCAGCACCUGUAUGGCUUCUUCUGCAUAUGCCUUCUACACAAAGGGUCAAGGAAGAUAUUGAAGAUCUAUGAAGCGACGAAAUGGAUUCUGAAUCCAUCACCUGUACUUUGCAAACUAGUUAUUAGCUUUGAAGUCCAGAUUGCCUGAUCAUUGUGUAAUGAAUUGAAUCUUCAAUGCAAUUGGCUUUUCUAGUCGAGGAUAAUAAUUUUCCUUCAUUUUAUCGACCAUUGUGUUACAAUUCAUAUGUAUAUUAACAUUAUAGAAGUGAAAAUUAUAAAUAACACAUCAACAAUACUUCAAGAAAUAAUAAAAGAGAACACUUUGU
Molecule: messenger RNA, 2387 nt
Organism: Linum trigynum
Lineage: Eukaryota; Viridiplantae; Streptophyta; Magnoliopsida; Malpighiales; Linaceae
Source: the annotation of a GenBank genome assembly